GGCAGAGAAGGAGAGCAGUUUGCAAGAAACACUGAAAGAUACAGCGACGGGAUCUACCAAGCCACUAAAAUGAGUAAAAGGAAGAAGGCACAAAUUCCAGAAGAGAACAAGGAACAUGGCCUAUCCAAAGCAAACAAGUGCCUUAGGAGGAAGCUUACAGAAGGGAAUGAUCCAGAAAUGCCAGUACAGAAUUUUCAUUCUGACAAUUCUUCCACAAAAGUAAUUGUAUCAGGAACAAUUCAAGAAUGUCAAAGAAAUAGCCUAGCAAACAUGAACCCAGAAAAAUUGACAGCAGACCUGGAUACAAGCAAGGCUUCAUUUGAGAGGAAAGAGCAAGAUAAUAUGAAGGUUUUUGUACCUCUGUCUCAGGGAGGAAAGUUGGUACCAAAGUUUACAAAGCCAAGAAAAACAUUGGCUGAAAAACAUGAAGGAAAUUUUGGAGGAGCUGUAACAACUGGGACAGAAAAGGGUGAUUGUAUGGAUAGAAAUGUUACCAGCACAGCAAACAAUUAUGUCGAGAACACAGUUGUUUCUUCAGACUGUGUUGUUUCUUCAGAAGCAGCUGAUUCAUUGGUGACAAAAGUGAAGGAUGCUGGAGAUCAAGUGAUCAUUCAUUGUGAAGAAUUAAAUAAAAGACUGGAUGUUAAAAUGCAAGAUGAAGACAACAUUAGAAGGAUAAACAAUGGUGGUGCAAACUCAGGCUUAGCUGAUUCCUGUCAAGGAACAGAAACAACAUCCAAUUUACAAGAAAGUAUCUGUGAAAAGGAAGUGUCAAGUAAUAAGGAUGUAGAUGGUCUGUCUCUAGAGCCAUUUAAAUGCCAAUUUGUUAAGGAGAUAAGCAUUAGUAUGUUGGCAGAGGACAGUGUCACUGACCAUAUUAAAAGUACCCCACAUGAAGAGCAUCUUGAUACUUCAAACAUGAGUAUGGAUAAAAAUAAAGCUUUCCAUGAUAUCACAAAUUCAUAUGAUGUAAAUGAAGCAAACGGGACCAAAAAUAGAAAUUGUAAAGAUGCAAGUCUUGUUGAGUGCAUGUUCAGCCAAACCCAAAAUGAGAACAACAGAACACAUUUCCCACUGGAGAAAGAUCUGUCAUUUCUCCCACCUGGAGAACAGAGCAAACAUCUAAAUACAAGCAGUGUUUCUAGAGAUGGAGAUACUGAUGUCAAAAAAGCAGACCAGGGCCUUCCAUAUAGAAGGGGGGAAACUGAAGAGCAAAAUGUCAUUUGCAGCAGUACUGAAAUUUCAGAAUAUCAAGUCACUUUGUGCAGCUCUACAAUGAGUGAAAAUGGGACAGACAAGCAGAACCUGUGGUCAAGUGGCAAACCUGUAGAGCAAAAUGGUAUGAGUAAAACUGCAAGUCAAAGCAACCCUUGUGCGGAAGAGACCAUAGUUGCAGAGCAAAACAGUGUACAAGGUCAGAAUACUUCUAGCAAAGACGUUCUAGAUAUUCAAUCUAUGAGUAUUUAUUUGGAAAAGAAAGCAGAUCUUUCUGAAUCAAAAUGUGCACAGGUUUUUGAAACAAGUGAUGUGUUAUUGCCACAGCCUAAUGGAGAUGUUCACCCUGAGAGCAACACAAUCUCAGUGCAAGCAGUGAUUUGCAGCGAAGAGACGGGGAGGAAUAAAAAAGAAUCUGAAAUGAAAGCAAGGCCAGCAAAAAGCACCACUGGCUUGCCUGACCCAGAAGUUCCAGUAUUACAGACCCAAAAUAAAAGUGGUAGUGAGAGAUUGGUGUCUGAUACAAAACAGUCUGAAUUCAACAGAUGUGAUUUGGAACCAGUUGAAAUUAGGGAAGUGCUGUCAGGUAUUUCCCAGCAAAAUUUGACUGAGACUGCCAAGGCAGAAACAAACCCAACAGAAAACUCUUCUGCUGACAUCUAUAUGGAGGGGAAAGAAGAAAUGGUAACCCAUGAGGACAACAAGAACAAACCUGCCCAUGAGGAAAAUGGCCUCUCCUCAGUCAAGGUUCUUCCAGCACCAUUGAUGGUGGGCGAUCCUGGUAGAGAAAUGAAUGCUGGGUCCGAAAUGCAGAAGUCUCUCCUUGUAUUAAGUACAGGUUGCAGCAGAAAUGUAGCAAGCGGCCUUGAUACUAUGACCCAAACAUGCUCUCCUUGCGCAGAUCCCCUUUCUCUGGAUAUGGAAAUUCUGUCUAACAGUCAGCUACUGGGCAUCUUUGAAUUUCCACCACACAAGACAUCCUUUCUGGAUAAUCCACAUAGCCCUUCCAAGGAUAAAAGUGAUCAGUGUGCUGCAGGAGAACAAAGUGGAAUCAAAACACCAGUCCCAGCCAUUAAUCUGAUCUAUCCAAAUAGUUCCAGGAAUGAGGUGACUGAGGGGAUUUGUGAUCAAUACAAACAAGAAGAUGCAACAGAUGUUGUUUGUGGACUGAUUAAAGAGCUCUCUAAUCUCAACCGACUUAUCAUGAGCACACACAGAGACCUGGAUUCCUUCAAGAGACUGAAGUUCCGGAGAAACAGACAAUCUGUGAGCAAUGUGACAAGCACACUUUGUACAGUCAAAAAGAAGAGAGAGAUUUAGUUAGUGAAUUCUAUUCCUGCUUUGAAAGUUUGCUUUGUUAUGGUUUUCUUUAGCUGUUUUAUUUAGCAGUGGGGUCAUUUAUGCUUAUCUGCAUCAAAAUAGACUGCUAGAUGCAGAAUAAAAUUAAUAAAAUGAGUA
This is a messenger RNA of Lacerta agilis (Sand lizard), 2673 nucleotides long. It is a transcript of the gene BRME1, whose product is annotated as chromosome 16 C19orf57 homolog. The coding region runs from base 70 to 2535 and encodes 821 amino acids. NCBI's taxonomy places the organism in Eukaryota, Metazoa, Chordata, Lepidosauria, Squamata, Lacertidae. The record is from RefSeq and is a predicted model, not a curated record. The transcript is spliced from 10 exons. Gene Ontology annotation, biological process: double-strand break repair involved in meiotic recombination.